AUGUUUGCAGAUGACAUUGUGAUCUGUAGUGAGAGCAGGGAACAGGUGGAGAAAAAGCUGGAGAGGUGGAGAAUCCCCCUGAAGAAGAUGCCAUCCGUCAGAGAGACGCUGCAGCAAAUGGGUGUUUCCACAAAGCAGGUGUUUACUGAGUUGUCCCAGAUGAGCACAGUUGACACCAACAACGGGACUGUUCCCACACCACUAACCAACUACUUUGAUACUCAGUACUUUGGAGAAAUAAGCAUCGGUUCUCCAGCCCAGAUGUUCAACGUGGUGUUUGACACAGGUUCCUCCAACUUGUGGGUGCCCUCACAACGCUGCUCACCUUUCUCCACCGCCUGUUUUACCCACAACAGAUAUGAUGCUUCGCAAUCCCACACUUAUGUUGAGAAUGGCACAGGAUUUUCUAUCCAGUAUGCUUCUGGAAAUGUCAGGGGAUUUCUGAGCGAAGAUGUGGUUGUGGUUGGUGGUAUUCCUGUGGUGCAAGUAUUUGCUGAAGCCACUUCUCUGUCUGCCAUGCCUUUCAUCUUUGCCAAGUUUGAUGGAGUCCUGGGGAUGGGUUACCCCAACAUGGCCAUUGAUGGUAUAACUCCAGUGUUUGACCGUAUCAUGUCCCAGCAUGUCCUCAAAGAACAAGUGUUUUCUGUGUACUACAGCAGGGAUCCAAAACAUUCUCCUGGGGGAGAGCUGGUCCUCGGCGGGACUGACCCAAACUACUACACUGGGAAUUUUAAUUAUAUGGAAACCAGAGAGGUGGGAAAAUGGGAAGUUACCAUGAAGGGUGUUUCUGUCGGGAUGGAGAUGAUGUUUUGUGCAGAGGGCUGCACAGCUGUAAUUGACACGGGAUCUUCCUACAUCACAGGCCCGGCCUCUUCUGUGUCUGUCCUGAUGAAAACCAUCGGAGCUCGGCUGGAUGAAAGUGGAUACAAAAUCAACUGUGACGCUGUCACAACUUUGCCUAGUGUCACUUUUCAUUUGGGAGGCCAAGAAUACUCACUCACACAUGAGGAUUAUAUCUUAUGGCAGUCACAGAUUGAAGGGGACGUCUGCACUGUCACCUUCAGAGGCUUGGAUGUGCCGCCACCUACAGGUCCCAUCUGGAUUUUAGGAGCCAACUUCAUUGCCCGAUACUACACAGAGUUUGACCGCCACAAUAACCGGAUAGGGUUUGCUACAGCAGUCUGA
This is a messenger RNA of Melanotaenia boesemani (Boeseman's rainbowfish), 1185 nucleotides long. RefSeq names its product renin (gene ren). Gene Ontology annotation, biological process: angiotensin maturation. Gene Ontology annotation, molecular function: aspartic-type endopeptidase activity. Lineage: Eukaryota; Metazoa; Chordata; Actinopteri; Atheriniformes; Melanotaeniidae. The transcript is spliced from 9 exons. The record is from RefSeq and is a predicted model, not a curated record. Bases 1 to 1185 code for a protein of 394 amino acids.